AUGGCUGAUUCGAAGUCCGGCAAGCCGGCUGGACCUUCAUCGCAGUCGUCAAGCAGCCAACCUCCGAGCAAGCCCAUGUCUCAGCGACGAGGCUUCCUCCCCUUACUGAUAAUUACAGCAUGCAUUGGAGGACUGCUCUGGUCAAGACUUUCCCCUUCGAUAACGGGCUCAAUAUCGCACACGCCCAUCAACUUGCCUGAUGGCUUCAGCAAUUGCCAUGCCUCAUACUUCGAUGAUGUGCCUGGAUUGCUCGGCACCAAACGUCUGAAGGUCUCUGCGGAACCCGUCAUCGGCCAUCAAGUCGACUGGACACCAGGAACAGAAAUCUACAGGGCCAACCCAUCAGCUUUCGCACCCGAGACGUCGAAUCUGUCUUUCUGCCACCUGGUGUACAGCUACACAAAUGUUGGAUAUGGAAACCAUGUCAAUGUGACAGUAUACCUGCCCAAAGCAGAUACUUGGAAUGGCCGAUUUCAGGGUUCCGGAGGCGGGGGAUACUUGACAGGGAUGGGCGACGUUGUUCUCUCACCAGCUGUGGCCAGAGGCUGGGCUGUUGCAGGCACUAAUGGUGGCCUGAAUCCCGACAAAAUAGAUCCAAGAUCAGGUGGCGCCCUCGACUGGGCUAUCUCGGACGGCAACAUUGACUGGAAUAUGCUUCACAUGUUUGGCAUAAGGGCUAUUGAAGACAUGACGCGGAUUGGCAAAGCUGUAACCAGACAUUACUACAGUCGUAGCCACACCGGCGACCGCAAGAUCCCCUCAUACUGGAAUGGCUGCUCAACGGGUGGGCGACAAGGCCUCAUGCUCGCUCAACGUGCCCCUGAGCUUUACGACGGCAUUCUCGCUAGUGCUCCCGCAGUCGAAUACAGCCGACUGUUGCUCGGCAUGAGUCGUGGCCAACAGAUGAUGUAUCAGCACAGUGAGUUCCCUCAAUUAUGCGAGAUAGCGCACAUCCAAGCCGCCGCGGUAAGCAGGUGUGACGCUCUUGAUGGCAUCAAAGACGGCCUGAUCUCCUCACCAGAGCUCUGCACAUUCGAUCCUCUCACCCUAGUCGGUAACGUGAUUCCCUGUCCCGGUGCGCCAGCCGGCGAGACUAGACUCUCUCGCUUUGCCGCAAGCCUGGCGAUCGAAUUAUGGCGUGGAGUUCAACUGCCAACCGACCCAAAGACUGUGCUACACCCUGGGCUGCUUCACGAGGCGCCUCUUAUGGCUUUGUUGGCAACGACUUGUACCUACGACAACACCACCAGCAAAUCAGCUUGUACACCCAUCCCAAUCCAUCUGACCACGGCGUACCUAGGACUUGUUCUGUCGCUCAACCGUGGCACCAUCCCUCUCCUUCCGCCUCCGUCGUCGCACGCUUCGGUGCACAACCUCACAGACGAGCAAUACUACAGGCUCUGGUCACUAGCAAUCCAAGACCUGACACCAGUGAUUAGCGCAAAUAACCCCGACCUCUCGCACUUUGCGAGCGCACCUCAGAAGCCCAAAAUGAUUACCUGGCACGGCCUCGCUGAUGCUUUGAUCGCACCGGAGCAUACCUUGGACUACUAUCGCCAGGUUGAGGAGCACUUCACGAGCCACCGAACGGAAUACAGCAUUGCUCAAGCCAAAGACGCUUCUGGGGACCUGAAAGAUGUGCGCGAGUUCUACCGAUAUUACGUCGCGCCUGGUGUCGGACACUGCGGUCUUGGGCCAGGACCAGCACCUGGCGGAAUGCUCGACAGUGGCGGUGCGCUCGAUCAGUUGGUCGAAUGGGUUGAGAAGGGAACAGUGCCGGAGGUGUUGGAGGCGGUCAGUGGUGUCAGGAAGGACUUGCUGGGAAAAUUGGAGGAGACAGAGGGAUGGGACGGGCGGAUCAGGCGGCCACUAUGUACGUGGCCCAAGAAGCUGUCUGGGCCGGCAAAGGGAAGGAUGGGAAGAUGGGGCCUUGGUGGGAGCGCGAGGGCUGGUCCUGCGAAUAAGUGUGCAGACUCGCUGGACGAUAAGCUCUGUCUACUGCCUUGA
Messenger RNA from Cyphellophora attinorum, 2007 nucleotides. RefSeq names its product Tannase. NCBI's taxonomy places the organism in Eukaryota, Fungi, Ascomycota, Eurotiomycetes, Chaetothyriales, Cyphellophoraceae. The transcript has a single exon. The record is from RefSeq and is a predicted model, not a curated record. Bases 1 to 2007 code for a protein of 668 amino acids.